AUGUUCAAUAUCCUUCUUAAGCUUUUCACCAUCACCUCUUACAUUUUCCCACCGCAACCCUCCUCCAUCUUCCUCAUGCCGUCCCUUAGCCAACUCCUGGCUUAUGCCAAUCAGGAGUUCACAGAUGUCUACAACAGGGGACCGUACACAUCGUACAAGCAAAUCGAAUUCCUUUUGCUGAUUUCUGAUGCCUGCAUCGCGGCUAGUGCCGAUGUCGAGGCUACAUGGAAGGGCAAGGCUGGCCGUUGUACAGCUACUUCGCUCAAAGUCUCUGAUCAACUGAUGCGCAAGUAUCCAGGACAGUUCGAGUUUGAGUACUUUUCUGUACGCCGUGGUAAAGUUAGCCAUCGCUUCUCACGAUGUGCCCUAACAGGCAUCGUCAUCGAUGUGAUUUGCAGCAUGGGUGCUUUCAUCCUACCAGACAACGAACUCCGGACCAUCACCACGAUGUACACGCUUUCUUGGGGCCAUCAAGACGGCAAUGUCUACAUGAUUGACGAAGACGGAAUGGAUCAGUUCUGCGAAAAGGUCUCGCACGUCCGAGCCCAGGCUCUUUGCCUCUAUGAAGUUUCCCGUAGCGGCCAGCUCGUUGUGCUCUUUCGAGAACUCAACCCACGGUUCUUGAACCAGAACAUCUCUGGAUACGAGUACAAGACUGCCAUGUUUCCGCAUGGGUGCAUCAAGUUCAAGCUCAAGCCCGACAGUGCCUCGGGUCCGGGCCUCAAACAGCUGCACCUAACGCCAAACCCGGAUGAUCCUGGAGACAAGACAAUCAUCGUGUGGAGCCAGGACCAUACCGACCAGGACAGAGGCGAAGCUCAAAACGAAGUUCACUAUUUCCUGGCAACAUGGACCGGAUGCCAUGCGAACCGGCAGUGGCCAGCGGAUGGAAUCAAUUGGUUCUACCGGGAGCUGUUCUGGCAGCUUUGUCUCGGUUAUGGAAACCCCAAGAUCUUGACUAAGGCUGAUGCUGAGUAUUCAUUGCCAGACAAGGGCGGGUUGGGUCUGUGUACUUGCUAG
This is a messenger RNA of Fusarium graminearum PH-1, 1020 nucleotides long. RefSeq lists its product as uncharacterized. Lineage: Eukaryota; Fungi; Ascomycota; Sordariomycetes; Hypocreales; Nectriaceae. Bases 1 to 1020 code for a protein of 339 amino acids. The record is from RefSeq and is a predicted model, not a curated record. The transcript has 3 exons.